This is a messenger RNA of Gaeumannomyces tritici R3-111a-1, 5468 nucleotides long. RefSeq lists its product as hypothetical. The record is from RefSeq and is a predicted model, not a curated record. The coding region runs from base 76 to 5361 and encodes 1761 amino acids. The transcript has 5 exons. Gene Ontology annotation, biological process: nucleoside metabolic process. Gene Ontology annotation, molecular function: catalytic activity; protein binding. Lineage: Eukaryota; Fungi; Ascomycota; Sordariomycetes; Magnaporthales; Magnaporthaceae.
UGCCUGUGGAGGGGUAGAUGAGUGGCAGAUGGGAGGGGAUUGCUGGGCAUUGACAGUCUGUAGAGAAUCACCUCAAUGCCAUCUCUUCCUCCUCCAUCCCACCCCACCUCCAUCGCCAAGGCAAACAUGGCCGACCCUCCAGACGCAGGCUCUUCCAGCGAGCCGCCGACGAUUGCCAAGGCCGGAAAGCAGUGCUUCGACCUGUUCCAGAAGUGCUACGACUUGGGCGGCCCCCUCAACGUUCUGCAAAAGUCGCUGCUCGAGGACCAGCUUACCCGAUUUACAAUAUGGACCAACAUGAUGGGCGUUUUCGCUGGGGCGCGGGCGUCUAUGGAUCACCGCCUUAGGGAAACGCCUGAAGUCCGGGACACAGUUCUCAGCGUGCUGGAAGGAUUGGCAGAGCAUCUUGAAACCUAUUCGAUGUUGUUGCAGAGCCAGCCCAAACACGGUCCAGAAAGUGACAGCCCGAGAUUGAAGACUCUCGAGCGUCCGUUACGAGAUAUGGCUGGGGAAAUCAGCAUGCUAUUCAGGCUGUCCAACGUCAUCCGCAAAGCAAGUCGUGAAUCCCAAAAUAUCAAGGCCGCCAGGAAAUUCCGCAUUCUAGACGGCGAAGGCAACGACGUGGAGCCACUGCUCCGGCAACGGUUUGUCUGGCACAUUCGCAGCCAGUUCGCAGCGGAUAUCCAGGACCCCGCCGAGAAGGCUGCCGCAGAGGAGCUCACCCAGCGGCUCGCCUCCACAAUGUUUCUCCGUCAGAAGCGAGUUAUGUAUCGGAAAGAGCGCUAUGGCUCAAAAAAGCCAAUCGCAACUGCCAAGAUGAUCCAACCGCCCCAGGUCGACAUUCAUGUGGCCAAGGAGCCUGUCCAGUCACCGCUCGUCACGCCCCGGUCCACAGAGAUUAUUCCUGUGGCUGAUCAUCCGCCGGUCGCGCCAAACCUUUUGACCUCCAGGGCGACGUCUGCGGGUGGCAGUGUAACUACCCUGCACCAGGACCGGUACAAGAAAGCUUCAUCCCCAUCCUCCAUCUCGGGAACCCGCACAAUACCUCUAAGCUACAACAAAGAAGGCAAUGCCCUCGAGUUUCCCCAGCGCCCAUUACGCCACGGCGGCAUUGACAAGAAGUAUCAGAAAAAGAAACAGGCGAGAUGGCAAGUGUUUGUGAAAGACAUCCCGCGCAUAUUUUCCACCGAGGGAAAAUCUAGGGACCAUGAGGAGCUGCCCAUCUCACAGGCCUCCGGGUUUGUCGCCGCUGUUCAGAAGCUAGACAAAGACAUGAAAUCUGACUUCCAGGGGUGCGUGGAUGCAGUGGCAGAGUUCACGUGUCCCAUAUGCUUCCACGCACUCAACCACGAAUAUCUUACCGAUGUGAGGAAAUGGGAAUCACAUGUAACAAGUGACCUCGACGCAUACGUCUGUCUCUUCAAAGGCUGCGAAAGCCCAGAGGAGCUAUACACCCACAGCAAUACCUGGAUCAGCCACAUGCGCAAGCACGCGCAACGCUGGCGGUGUAUCACCAAGUCCCAUGGGAAACGGGACUUUGACACAAGAGAGGAAUACAUCCAACACAUCCAACAAGACCACCCCCGACGCGCUACUGGGGAUCUAGAUGUGCUUGCCGAUUCCAGCACAUGGACACCGGAGCAUCUCUUCCCGUCCUGCCCCUUAUGUGGCGAAAUGCCAGAUUCUGCAGACAUGUCAGGAGCUGGCUGCUCAGAGAGUCACAUUGCCCACCAUCUGAGGGCACUGGCUUUGACAUCUCUUCCUAAGGAAGAGAAGUACGACCCAGAAAACCCUCAUUACGAAAGGCUUUCUUCAAACGCUUCCCAAGGAUCCACCCGACCUACUGUUGCAGAGGAUUCGGAAGAGAAAGAGCAGGAAGGUCCAGAUACCAGCCAGCCACACACCAGCGAGGAAAUGGACAUGUUUCCGACAACGCAAGAAGAAGAAGAGGAGAGGGCGCGGUCAGAGUGGACAAGAGCAUUAGAACAACAGGACAUCCCGAAGUCGUCCAAAUAUGGGCGAGCUAAGUUUGGUGGUCCCGAUCUUGAAGAGACGGACCUCCUCGCAUACCUCGCCAACCCACCAUCAGAUAUUGUUCUCCGCGAGAUCGACUUCGAGAUUGAUGCGUUCCGACGCAAUCAUGACGCUGAAUAUACGCCUCAAAGCCAGCGGGAAGAGGAACAAAUAGGCCCAAGAAGUCCAUACUGGCCCUAUGAGAUGCUUGUCGAAUACGCGAGUCCACCAGAAACGGGGGAAUGGCGAAGCGACCCCGUUAUACAGGCUUUCCUCAAGCGCCAGUCUGGCGGCCCCAUAGCUCCAGAGACCAUGAUCGAGUCCAAGGAGGUCUUGAUUGCGCUGAGGAAACUUCGGAAACUGGUUGGCAAACGAGAGGCGGAUGCCUUGAGGGGCAGCAUCGAGCAGCUGAUAAAGGCAACCCCGAGCCCUGUCCCACCGACGAAGGCAGAAGACGUUACGCCCGAGACUCCCAACGCCGCUUCGUACGCCGUUGGCUGGAUCACCAAACUGCGGUUGGAAUUCAUCGCCGCCAGGUCAUUUCUUGAAGUUGAACACCACUUCAUCGAACGCCUAAGCCGAGAAGAUCCCAAUUCGUACGCCCUAGGCAGAAUUGGACAGCACAAUGUUGUGAUAGCGUCCCGGCCUACCGAGUAUGGGCCAGUCUCGACAGCCUCGGUGGCCAAGAAUAUGUUGCAGGCAUUUCCCAAUGUCCGCAUCGGGCUCUCUAUCGGCAUUGCAGGUGGCGCACCGCGUCCCAGCCGCGAUAUACGACUUGGUGAUGUCGUUGUUGGUGAUUCGGUUUUCCAAUACGACCUGGGAAGAGGCACUAAAAGUCAGCACUUCACGCCACCAAGGGUUCUUAGGACCGCAGUGGCAAGUCUGGCUGGGGAGUACCUACGACCCGGCCGUCAGCUUGCACUGCAAAUCGAGCAAGCCCUGAACUAUAUGCAGGGGGACCUGUACUCCCGCCCAUCUGCCAAUACCGACACGCUUUUCCGGCCCGAGAUUGAGCAUGCAGCCAGCUGUGGUAGUGUUUGCGCCGCCGAUCCGCAACACCUCGUCAGUCGGCAGGAGCGGGAUGUAGAUGACGACGAUCCCGCGAUCCACCUCGGGCGGAUGGCCAGCUCCGAGCAACCCAUGAAGAACUCUCGUAUCCGUGAUGAGCUGGCGGCACGGCAUCACGUGGUAUGCUUUGAGACGAAAGCAGCCGAUCUAAUAGAUCAAUUCCCUUGCUUGGCCGUCCGCGGCAUCUGCGACUACUCGGACUCUCACGGAAAUAGGAGCUGGCAAGGCUUCGCAGCUAUGAUGGCGGCAGCUUAUGCGAAGGGUCUUUUGAGACACAUCUCUCCUGCCCUGGUCGAAGCGGAAACGCGGCUUAUCGAGACUCCAAGUCAAGCCCACGGGAAAGCGCACGAAACGCAGCAAGCCCUACUGUCAGAACAGCAGCCUCUCGAAGAUUACACCAAUGCCAUCAUGGACUGGCUAUCUCCGACAGGCCCGUUGGGAAAUGUGGAUCGCGCAAAGAGGAUCCGCCACCCUGGAACCGACCUCCUAUUAUCGAAUAAUUCGGUCCUCCAAGAAUGGAAAUCCGGGGCACGCCAACAUAAAUAUCUGUGGCUCCGUGUGCUCCCCGAGUCUGACAGCAAGUUUCUGGGCACAUCCAUUAUCGACAGUCUUCGUGAACAGGUCGAUCACCCGAGUCUCCAUUUCUAUUUCGACAAGCGCGACGAACAAAGGAAGACACUGGAUGACAUGCUGCGGGCGUUCGUCGUUCAGGCGCACACUCAAGGCAUAGGCCUGCACGCCAAAGGUCAUAUCGCUCGGUCGUUCAAAGCACACAAUGACGGCACGGACCAGCCUACGACCGGGACACUUUCAGACAUUGUAAACACCUUACUGGCAGUACAACCCAACACUUCGAUAUUCCUCGAAAACGUGAACGAGUCGACACUGGUCUGGGUGAUCGUCAACUGGAUCGAGAAUAUCUUUAAACGAGGGCUCGCCCGGUUGAUCCUCACCAGCGAGCCAGUACUCGAACUUGAUCUCAUACCGUCCUUGUUCGGCGAGGAAAAUUGCAUCUCGCUGGACGACGGGAGGACAUCCGAAACCGACAUGCGUGCAGGUUUAAUGCCAGCUGUCCCCGACGGCACACGCAACCCGCAGAUCGAAGAGCCUUUGCUCAGCGAAGAAGCCACACGCCUUCUACAGUUUGUCUUACAUUCCGGCCGAGAAAUAUCACUGCCAGAAGCGACGGACAUCAUGGCUACACGGGUCGAAACCGAGCCCCGAGGCUUCAACCCUAAACGAAGGCCGAUAGGCAAAGCUGACAUCAUCAAACAGUGCCCUGAGAUGCUGUGGUUCACCAGUCCGAAUACUCCGAUAUCCGCGGGGCACAGGGACCCUAAAAUUCUCACCAUCAACCACACCACGUUCAAUAAGGAGGGUCUUUUUGAACAGGACAGGUUCAGCGCCACGACCUCCUACAUAUCUAUGACCAGGACGUGCCUGGCGUACUUGGCAGACAUCGACGGGGAUUGCGCUGAUAUUGAGACCGCAUUUCCCUUCUCGCGCCACGCAGCCGAUGCCUGGAUGUUGACCGCCGCAAAAGCCGAAAUGCCAGAGGACGCUGUUCGAGAAGCUGCCAUGUUCCUACAAGACCAAAGGACCUUUCAGCUUUGGCGCCGCAUCUAUGAGGGGGACUACAGCUGGCAUGCAACACGCCCGCGCAUUGCUCAAGGGUCAGCGCUCUAUUACGCGUGCUUCUUUGGGUUCAAGCAAGGCGCAGAGUGCCUGAUGGGAGAUGGGGCGGAUGUUGACGUGCAGGGGGGCGUGCACGGGAGCGCGCUCCAAGCGGCCGUAUCCCAAGGCCAUAAGGAAAUUGUCCAAUUGCUGCUGGAUAGCGGUGCUAACGUUAACGCGUGGGGGGGCGUGUACGGGUACGCGCUCCAAGCGGCCGCAUCUGAAGGCUAUAAGGAGAUUGUCCAAUUGCUGCUGGACAGCCGCGCCAACGUUGACGCGCAAGGGGGAAGAUACGGGAGCGCGCUUCAAGCGGCUGCGAAAAAUGGCCACAUUGGUAUUGUUCGGCUGCUGCUGGACAGCGGCGCCGACGCUAGCGCGCGCAGCGGCUCUGGCGACAGCGCCUUCCGCCUCGCCGUGUCGGGGGCGGUCCGCCCCGACAUCGCCCGGCUGCUGCUGAAGAAGAGGACCGUUCUAACACGCCCGCGUCCACCGUGGGUCGAGUGGGAGCAACACGUGCGAGACGUUGAGCCACACCCCUCUGGGCCAUCUAGUACUGGCGGGACCGUAGGCAGCGACUCGGACAGGGCCGAGAGCGAACGCUCCUAGCCAUCCAACAACGAAAGCCCCAGAACGGGCAGUACGAGCCAAGCAAACGAAUCCAUGGCAGAGCAGUUUCCCGGUUCAGACCCCGCCCUCUCCCCUCCCCCCUCCCC